AAGACUUUAGUGGUAAUAUGCGCAUGUCCACAAGAGAAUCUCAGAAUCUGAGAAAAGAAAGUCCGUUCCGUCUAAAUCCGAACAGUCUCGUUUUAGAUUAGGCCUAGGUAGAUGGUGGUCUCUCAAGAGGUCUGGAACUGCAUAUAUUUGACAACCAUUGCUAAUAUCAGUUACUAUGAUGUGGGUCUUGCUCCAUUUGGUGAUGUCAUCGAGCAUCAGCACCGGCACGUUUGGCGAGUUUGAAAUGAUUCCUCCAAGUAACGGAACCGAAAACCUGAUGCACGUCGAUACUGAACGGAUACAAAAUCCAUUAGAAUCAAACAAAUUGCCUGGCGAAUUUAUUGUUCCACGUAUAUCAAAUGACGAAAGAUUGUUUGGGAGAAGAAGCCAAUCCAUCAAGAGUCGUCAUAACUCAACGGACGAUAACAUUUAUUGCCGUGCUCCGGACGGACGCUAUCUGCCCACCGAUAUCUUCGCUUUGGAUACUUGCACCCGUUGCUAUCAAUACAUCCCGGACAACCCAACUUUUUUCCGCCAAAACAGCAAGUGGAACCACACGGUAGUCAGGAUGCGGAGUCUGCUAAUAGAAACUGACAUAUGGUUUAAUGUUACGUUUCUGACUCAUGAUGUCCUUAAUGAAACGAUGGCCGCUAAUGAAACAGACACUGGGAGCAAACUCUUGCUGACUUUUGUUGAUUUUAAAUCACAAGAGAAAUGGAGAUCUUGCUGUAGGGCUGCGGUCGAUUGCUGUCAACAUAUGCUCGAAUCCAUGCAACCAAACGAUGAUGAAUACAAAAGUAACAUCUCAGAUUAUGGCAACGAAGAGGAAAAGGCUUUCCACUCGCAACCAAUCAUCAAGUCAACGCCAGUUUCAAAAUUUUGCCCUCCUACAUGGGACGGUUGGACGUGUUGGGAAAGAACCAUUCCUAAUCGAAUUGCUCUAUCCGUGUGUCCCAGCUACAUCUACUUCGAGACAGAACCACCCGCUUGUUCACGUUAUGCCGAGAAGGUAUGUACUUCUGAUGGCACAUGGUAUCGCCGAGGAGAUGUAGGUUCGGCAACAGAAAAGACCAACUACAGUCCAUGUAGUCCUGUUGGUACUCUGAGGCAGCGAACGAAUGUUCAUUUAAUCGCUUACGCUGUCUCCGUUGCGAUGCUUCUUCCAGCCCUUCUCGUUUUCUACUCUUACAAGCAAUUAAAUGUUUACCGCAUCCGGUUACACAAAAACAUGUUCAUGUCAAUUUUGCUGAACUCGAUACUCGUCAUCGUUUUCAAAGUGUUCACUAUUCUACCAAAAUUGGCGAAUAUCUCUGUCAAAGAGUCCUAUGUGGAUGAGAAUGCUUUUUUCUGUCGCUUGGCUUUGAUCACGUUAAAGUAUUUGCGUAUGACCAAUUACAUGUGGAUGUUUUGUGAGGGCUUCUACCUGCACCGUUUAAUCACUGCUGCCUUUGCUGAGGAAAGCAGUUUUUCAGUAUUUUAUUUCAUCGGUUGGGUGCUUCCGCUCAUUCCUACAGGAAUCUACGCAUUCAUUCGAUUUAUUCGGUAUGACGUUCGCUGUUGGAUAGAACCGAUUGAAGCCUGGGAGUGGGUGUUGAAUACACCUUGUCUACUUUCGCUAGUUAUGAACCUGGUCUUCUUGAUAAACAUUAUUCGAAUACUGGUAAUGAAACUGCGUUCGACGAGCAUUAAUGAACCCAGUCAAUUCAGAAAAGCAGUCCGUGCUACCCUCGUCUUGUUUCCUCUGUUUGGUCUGCACUUUGUCGUGACAAUCUAUCGACCGUCUAAGGGCGGAUGCGAUUGGAUCGAUUUUUAUCACUACGCGAACGCUUUACUCGACGGGCUCCAAGGGUGUUUGGUCGCUAUUAUAUUCUGCUACGGAAAUAGCGAGGUUCACUACCUGUUGCUGCGUUCCUAUCGACGUUUUAAAGAUAACCGAUGUCUUCGAAAUAGUAAAACAAAAAAAGGACGGCGAAGUCAACGCGUGAAGGUGGACGAGAGAGGACGCACACGAAGUAUAGGAUGCUCAGUUUUUCUUGGUCGCAGCACCUUUUCCACCCAUUUUUCUCUUGCGGAUUGCGCUCCCAAUAUUCGACAAAAGCAAAUAACAAUAAACAUUAGACCUGUUCACGUUUCUGAAGAAAGAGCCAGCGUAUUUACGAAAGAGAAAGAUUCCACUGUGCAGAAACUUCAAACCAUAUUGCCAGAAACCCAUUGCAACGGCAAUGAAGAAUCUGUUCAUCUCAACAAUGAUAAUGAGAAUGAUACUAAAUGUUAAAGUUAAGAAAACAAUACUUGCUACGGCGAAACUUGCUUUGGUAACGGAACGAACUGAAUUUCAUUUACUAAUGUCUAUUUUAAUCACGCAUAUUUACGACAGUUUUAAAAUAAUAAUUUUGUUGCAUGGCUUCGUUAAGUUAAAUAUACUGUAUGCUCAUCAGAAAAUAUUUGUACACAUUAACCAUUUUGCUAUUUUAAAUGUCUUUUUGCUAUUCUUUUUUUCUCUCCAACUGUUUUGAAUACAUUAAAAUGACAUUCUUUAAGAUUUUGUUGUUGAAUAAUAAUUGAUGCAUUAGUAAUAAUAAAAUACCUUGUCAAAACACACCAAACCUGUAGCGGAUCAAUUUUUCCAAUGUAAAUAUCUCUUAUAACAAAAGUUUUGACUAUCUAAUUUGUUACAGUGAAAUUGUAUGUAUGUGUUUGUCUCAUUAACCUUUAUUACUGAUGUUUUCACUACACUCUAUAAUAUUCAAUAAAAUAUGUAAGUUUUGUUCUGAACUUUUUUAAAUAAAAAGUACAGUUCGGAAACACAUUACUGCAUAUGCAUUACGCUUUCAGAAUUUUAACCUUCAUCCGAGCAGCAACCUAAGACUUUUGUAUUUUGCCCGCAAUAAACAAGAUUUAUUACAUUCGAAAACAAUAUGAAAAACCUUUUAACUAAAUAUUGGCCGAACAAUCGAAAUUUUUCGAAACAGAAUCUACCUUUCAUUCCUUUUUCUGUUUCCAAGCCACAAUACGGAGCUUCAAAUCUUCAACAGGCAUCAGCAUGUCUUCAGUAAGGGGUUGCCGAUUAAAUGGAUCAGUGGACGAAUUGAGCAAGUGACGGAGGAUAACGGCUCUAUCCAUAACCUUUCCGCUUGGGAGCAAGACGGGGUCGUCCAUUAGCGUAUCCAUCAGUG
Messenger RNA from Daphnia magna, 3176 nucleotides. RefSeq names its product calcitonin gene-related peptide type 1 receptor. Gene Ontology annotation, molecular function: G protein-coupled peptide receptor activity. Gene Ontology annotation, cellular component: plasma membrane. Gene Ontology annotation, biological process: cell surface receptor signaling pathway; adenylate cyclase-modulating G protein-coupled receptor signaling pathway. The record is from RefSeq and is a predicted model, not a curated record. Lineage: Eukaryota; Metazoa; Arthropoda; Branchiopoda; Diplostraca; Daphniidae.